CGCAAAUUCACUGCUUACAAUUGCAACUGACAGCCACAGCAGCUACUGGUUAUCAGGGUUACUUGUCCGCCUGUUGACCAUAAACGCUUAGGCUGCCUUCCACGCGCUUAUUAUAUUAUCUAGCAUACAUAUGUCGAAGCGCAUAUUUCAUCUACUCACACCAUUCUUAAUAGCUUUUCUUAUCCUUAAUAGCUUUAUGCGCUCCACUUGCUUAUUUGAUUGGCACAAAUGUCAAUAGUCACAAAAAGCAGCAACAACAAUUUGCCAAUACCCUCACUCGUCGUGGGCUGAGUGUAUGCCACCCAAGGAGUGUUAUUAUGCAUUCAACUGUUUUGGGUUUCGACCACUGCUGUUAUCGCUUCCGUUGCGAGCAAUUUCAGGCCGCUCAAUAGUCGAGUCUGUCUUGUUUAAGCAAUAACACACAGUGUCUGUUAGCAGCAAAAAUUUCGAGCAAAAAAGUAUUUUCUUGUUGUGUCAUAUUUUCUUGAAUUAUGUAAGAUAACAUUUGGCCACACCCUUUUUCAGUAUAAGUAAACAUAUUUAAACUUGUAAAUCUACAUGCAGGAGAUAUCAACAAGAAAAUACGUCAUCUUCUGCUGCACCGCAGCUAUAUACUCUUCACAGUUGCAUUUCUUUUAUCAUAAAAGAAUAUAAAAAAAUCUUUAUCUUGAUAUUGAUCGGCCAGUUUGUAUGGCAGUUCUAGGCAAUUAUAGCCGAUCUGAAUAAUAUGUUCGAAGAUGAUAGCGUUGCCCUGGACAAUAAUCUGUACCAAAUUUUAUGAAGGUAAUUUUUCAAACAAAAUAAUACAGUAAAAGUGCUAUAGUGGUCUGAUAUCGGCGAUUCCAACAAAUGACCAACUUCUUUAGGGAGACAAGGACGUGAGCAACAUUUCAUAUCGAUACAUCAAAAAUUAAGGGAGUCGUUCACGUCUGUUCUGGUCACGCUGAUCAUUUAUGUAUAUAUGUAUUAUAAGGUCUCCGAAGUUUCUUUUUGGGUAUUACAAACUUUGUGGCAAACUUAUAUAUCCCGUUUCUGGUAUAAAAAUUGUUCUCAUUACCUCAUGGUCGUUGAAUAGGUAUAAUAUUAUAUAACAACAGUGGGAAAAUUUGGCAGCUCCGAGAGAAAUGACGUUAUGCCAGAGCUCUUCGCAAAAUUAAGCGAUUUUAAAAAAUCAGUUUUGGCACUUUAGUCUAAGUCUAGAAAACAAAACAAACAUAAAACAAGUGUGAAAAUGCCAUUAGCGUUCCGCAGGUGCACGCUGCAGGCCGCGCUGCUCGCUUGGCUCUGCGUGGCCAUGUCGCCGUUGCGCGCCAGCGCUAGCAUCGUGGAAAAACUCCGCGAUGAUUCCGAUCUGUCGCAGGCGACAACGCUGAGGCGCCUUAUACCUGUUAGGUUUUAUAGUUUACUAGAGCAAAAUAUCAUUGCGAAUUCCACUUUAACACUGCGACCAUGCACAGUGUUUGUGCCUACAAAUGCUGCAUUCCAGCGCCAUCAUGGACCCACACAUGUGCUCUAUCACAUAACAACGACACCAAUGACGAAGGACGAACUCAUAAAGGUUAUACCGUCGGAUAUGGGUGGCAAUCCAUCAUUGUACAUAACGAAAAAUCGCAAUGGCGAUAUUUAUGUGAAUAACGCUAGAAUAAUACCAUCGCUGACGGUCGAAAUGACCAAUAGUCUGGGAAUGCGUCAGGUGAUGCACAUUAUCGAUGAAGUCUUGGUGCCACUUACUGCUCUGCCCACUGCCAAAAUGGAGUUCACCAAUUUGGAUGCCUAUCAAUUCAUGAAACAGGCCGACAUUUUAGAUAUCGGCGAGAAUCGCUUGAGAUCGUAUCGCUCGCAAGUGACAUUAAUGCGUAAGGAUAAUCUCUAUCAAUCGCCAGGUGGACACACAUUUUUAAUACCCGUCGAUGAAGGUUUCAAGCAAACCACACGCAGCAGCCUGGUGGACAACAAAGUCAUCGACGGACACGUCAUACCUAACAAUGUGAUUUUUACGGCAGCCGCACAAAUGGAAGUGCCACAAACCACAGCCGCAUUCGAGGACAAUCUCAAAGUAACCGUUAGUUUCUUCAAACAAAAAGAUGGCAAAAUGUACGUUAAAUCGAAUACUAUUUUAGGUGACGCCAAGCACCCCACCGGUGUGGUACUGGCGGAAAUUGUCAAAGGCAACAUUCCGGUGCGAAAUGGUGUGGUGCAUCUGAUACAUCGGCCGCUAAUGAUAAUCGACUCGACGGUGACGCAAUUUCUACAGAAAAAUUUUGGGUGCGAUUCCUUUAAGUUGAUGAAUGAUAAUGAAAAUGGUGCUCUGCGCAAAUUUUAUGACGUUAUUAUGGAUAACGGUGGCGAAGUGCUAACCGACAUUAGCAACUUGGGAGAAAUUACAAUUUUGGCACCCAGCAAUGAUGCCUGGGAGGCCAAGGAUGUGCAAAACUUAAUAAGAAAUCGUGAGAAAUUGCGUGAUAUCCUGAAUAUGCACAUUAUCAAGGACAAGCUGAAUGUUGAUCGAAUACGCCAAAAGAACAAAAACAUUAUUGCCCAGGUGCCAACUGUUAACAAUCGUACAUUUUUGUAUUUCAACAUUAAAGAAGAAAAUGACGAAGAAAUCAUAACUGUUGAAGGUGGUGGCGUCAAUGCAACUGUACUACAAGCGGAUGUUGCUCAAACUAACGGUUAUGUACACAUUAUUGACAAAGUUUUGGGCGUUCCAUAUACAACUGUACUCGAAAAACUCGAAACGGAUCCUAUGAUGAGCGAUACCUUCAAAUUGGGUCAAUUUUCCGCAUUUAAUAAUCAACUGAAUAACACACAACGUCGCUUCACCUACUUUGUGCCACGUGACAAGGCUUGGCAAAAGACCAAAUUGGACUACCCUUCAACACAUAAGAAACUCUUCAUGGAAGACUUCUCCUACCAUUCAAGGUCAAUAUUGGAACGCCACUUGGUAAUUGCCGAUAAUGUGUAUACGAUGAACGACUUGGUAGCCAUGACAGCUGCGUCUGGCGACUCCAUUUUGCUGCCUACCUACAGGGAUUCACUGAAAGUUAAAGUAGAAGAGGAAGCUGGACAUCUUCACGAUGAAUAUGCUUCACAUGAGUGGACUGGUUAUGUUAUCACUUGGAAUUUCAAGAAGAUCAACGUCUAUCGACCGGAUGUCGAGUGCACCAACGGUAUAAUACAUGUCAUCGACUAUCCCAUGCUGGAGGAGCGAGACGUCGUCGUCAACGGAGGUAGUUAUCCGUUAGGCACUAACUUGAGCAUUCUCUUCUCAAAUAUCCUCAUGAUAGCAAUAGCGAAAUUUCUUUUCUUAAAUAAUUAAUUUUAUGUAUAAAUUAACUUACAACAACAAAACAACAAAAACCAAACAAAAACUCAUUUUAAAUGAAAAAUAAUCAAAAACAAAAAAAAAACCAAAUCGAAAAAAUAGAAAACAAAACAUGCAACAAAGUGAACAUACCCUCAUACAAUCAAAGUUCAUAGCCAGCAAACCGAGCAUCACACAUCCAAACACCAUAUUUGCCUGCCCCAUUAUGUAACAUACAGAUCACAUGACUCACGCGUUGCACAUGCCAUCGCUGCAUGUACCAUACACAUAUUGGCGAAAACAACAAAAGCAAAAAAAAAAAAAGAAAACCAAAUGCGUUCGCUAUUUGCGGCUGCCAGCAAGCAAAAAUGGAACAAAAGCCAUUCGUGUACAUUACAACUUUGAAUGCAGCCCAAUUUUAUACAAAAUACGUGUAUUUUGAAUGUCCGGCAACACCAAAACCGCUAAGGCAGAGUUAAAAGUAAAUUUUUUCAGUUUUCUCUCUUCACACAACGAAACGAAACUCACAUGUAUGUAAAUAACUUGUGACCAAAGAAUUGCAUUAAUAGUUGUGUGGCAUGUCACCAGCACAUCCUACAUACAUACAUAUUUAAGUACACAUUAAGUUUGCACAAGCAAAAUAAAAAACGAAAAAAAAAGUGCAUAUUGCUUUUCAGCUAAAAAGUUUUUCAGCCGUCUUCAUCAAUUUUAUAUAUAUUUUUUUUAAAUUUGUAUUUAAUAGUGUUUUUUUUUAUUUCUGCUCCUUUCCGACUAGUAUUAACCGAUCUUACUUAUUUACACACAGAACGUAUAUAAGUAUGUAACACCUUCUGUGUGUUGUGCGAAAUCAUUGUAAAUUAGCAUUGAAUGAAACUGACUUGUAUGUGCUAGCUAAAGUUUAAAUAUUGUAAUUAUGUAUAUUUACUAAACAUGUAAUUCAUACAGAGCAUACAGUUGUUUUUAUUUUUAUAUUUUAUAAUUUUUUAAUAAUUUAAAUUUUGUAUUUAUUAUUUUUAGUCACUUGCGUGCAUAAGUAAUAGUAUGCGCACAUUUAAAAUGUAAAAAAGUUGCCUUUAGUUUCAAUUGGUUGCUUUAAAAUAAAAAUAAAACAUAAAAAAAAAUUUAAAAAAAAAACAUAAUAAUAAAAAUUUGUAGUUUUGCUAUUAUUGAAUUUAUGUAACUUUUAAGUUAAUUUAAUUUGUAUAUUCGAAAACACCUAAGAUUUCUUUAUAGUUUCUUAUUAAAAGAUAUAACAAAUUUCUUAUUGAAUAAAAUAAUAAUUUUCUUAUUGAAAAAAAGUAAAUAUCAUUAUAUAACAACUAACUAAAAGCAUUCUUAAAUAAAUAUUUUACUAUAAGAUAAUUCAAACUAACAUGUAUCAAAUUGCAUCUGAAAGUGAGUAACAAGCAAUAUUUAUUGAAAACAAUUAUUACAUGUACGCCUAUUUUAAACAUAUUCCUGACAAAACAAAAAAAGUUUUUCACCUGCAUAAAAAAAAUCGUCCAUUAAAUAUAAUAUUCCAUAUUGAUUCACGGGUUCAAGUUAGAUUAAAAUAUAUUUUUAAAUAAUCUUCGAUAUUUUUAAAACAUAUUAUUAAGUUUUCAUUAAGAUUUGCAUGUGCUAUUAAGAAAUAUUAAUUUCUACAUCCAUUGAAAGUUUUUCCAAUAACAUUUUGUUCAUAAAUCAAAAUUGUGCUUUCGCAUAAGCAUUAGUAAUCACGAUCACAACCUGCUAAACAUUUGACGUAACAACACAAAAAUUAAUAUAAAAAAAAUCAUCAAAUAUAUACAUACAUAUAUAAACCAAACUGCCGAAUUACAUUAAACAAAAUUCUAGAAAUUUGAAAAGGAAGUCUGCAUUUUAUUAGCUUCUAGAAAUGGGCACACGAAUUUUUAGGUUAACGCCUAAGCCAAAGGAAUGCAUAGUUCAUUAUACGCAUAUUUAUAUAACGACUCAUGUCAUUGCCAUUUACAUGAAAUUAUAAGCAAAGAAUUAAAAAUAAAUGAGUAAACAUUUCCGUUGCUUCAAUUCGUUAAAUUUAAUAAAUACUAAUGUACAUAAAAUAGCAGCUCCAAGGAUCAUAUAAUACCAAUAACUACAAACAUUUAGUAUAUCUCUAAAUACUACUUAAGUAUUGAAUACAAACUUAAGUAAAUGCUUGUCUGAUUUCGUGCCGCUUUGAGUAGAGAACUGUUAUUCUAUUUUUUUUUUCAUUAACAUUACUUCGAUUACUCGUAAUCAUUAUUUGAUAAUUGUAAUCAUUGUUGUUACCACUAUUUGAUUACAUUGUAAUCAUUACUUGAUUACAUUUUAUGAUUACAAAAAACUUUGAAAAUUAUGCUAUCGAAUAAUAACUAAUUUGUGUCCAAUUGUGUAUUUUACCUUGUUUCCUUCUGCAAUAUUUCAUAUUUUCCAUCGAUUUAUAACAGUGUUUCAUAUGUUUCAUAUUUCAUUCGAAGAUACAUAUGUACAUACAUAUAUUGUACCAUUUUCUCAUACAUACAUACAUACUGCAAUAAUCUUCACUGUAAAAACUCGCCUUGCCUGUAGACAUGUUGAUUGACGCAGUAACAACAACAACAAAUCAUAUGCAAGUAUAAAAAACGCAAACAGUAGCUAUUAUAAAACUAUUUAAAAAAUAUAUUAGCAGUAGCUCAACGGCAGCAGCACACCUGCUAAUAGUGUCUGUUCAAAUAUUUGUAUGUAGUGUUAAAACAACAACAUCAAACAGCAUACAUUACUACCACUAUUCCACUUGCAACCACAUCUUGUAAUGAAAAGUCAAAUAAAAAAAUUAAUAUUAUUAUAAUUUAAAAAAGCAAAUAUAAUACUAAUAGUUAACCAUUACAAGAAACCAAAAACAAAAAAUCAACAACAACAACAAAGACUUUCUAUAUAUAUGCUAUAAACCUUAUAUAUUUAUAGGUUAGGCAUUAACCUAGCAACCUUCAACUACUACACUACAUACUCACAUUAUGUAGGUAAUGCGCAGAACUAUCUGCUUUGAUGUGUGUGUACCAUAAUUAUCAGAUCACAUUCCGAAACUGUUCAACAUUCUUAUUGAUUACGUUAGUGAUUACGAUUUUUAAUUACUCUUCUACUUCAACUACAUAUGUAUGUAUGUAUAAUAAUGAUAUUUAAAUAUUUAAUUGAAGUUUAAAUUACCGUUGUUCAAAUUAAAAUGAAAUAAAAAAUAAAAAAUGAUGAAUAUAUUAAAAAAAAAUUAAUUACUAAGUAAUUAGUUAAGCAUAAAAUUGAAAAAAUUAAAAAAACAACAACUAAACAGAUAUAUUCAAUGAAGCUAAAAAAAGACGAAAUUAAUUAUAUAAUAAAAGUAUAUAAUUGCAAUAAAAAACCAAUUAUCAACUUCAUUAAUUUUGGUAGUUAAUACGAGUAAUCAACAUUUAAGCAAUUCGUGCUCGCAGUAGACGCAAAACAUUGUAAGCUAAAGAAAAAGUAUUUUUUAGAGUGUGUGGUGAGCUUGCUUAUGGAUUAUGGUGAAAUACACAAUUUUAAUACCAGAAAAGCAUAAACACAUUUUCUAAAGCACUCAUUUUAAAAAAAAAUUUAAAUGUAAGGCAUAAAUCUAGCAAGCAUAUUUUUCGAUAUGCUUCGAGAAAGCGUAUGAUAUUGAGAGAAAUAUAUGCAUAUACUAUAAACAGUGACGGUUAGAUAUUAUCAAACACAAAAGUCAAAAACGAACUGCAAGAAAUACUGUCAGUUGUGGCCACAUGAUGCUUAGGCUGAGCACAUAGUAAAGGGACAUGCAAUUUGGCGCAAAGAGAAGACAAAAAAGUUAUCUGAGUAGCAAUUAAUUGGAUUUAUUGAGGGUAGUGAGCGUAUUCUAUCUGGAUAUGCCUUAAGGUUUUAGAUUACAGCGCAACUUUAAGUAGAACAAAUGUUUGGUUUCUAAAAACUAGAAAAGCUCAAGUUUUGGAGUCAAGUAUUUUAGGUAAUGGUAUGUAACCGGAAGCAUUGUAUGUACGUAUAUAGCGUAAAUUCGCGAAACCUUAUAUGGGAAACGUAGCUUAAAUACCUGUCGGCUGUAUUCAAAGUUGCAUUUAAGAUUAUAAUUGAACGUCUUACUGAAAACAUUAAAAUUUCAAGUAAAUUGUUAUUUAAAGUUGCAUGCAUUAAAAUCUUUUGCCUUUACACUUAAGCCUUGUCUCGAGAAGUAACACUUUAAAGAGUAAAAAAAAAAAUUGUUUUACAAUUAAAAUGUUUUUCUUUUCAUUUUAAAUAAUAUUAAAUUAGAUUGGAAGUUCAAAACAUUUAUGUAAUUAAAUAAAAAUUAACGGAAACUAAUGAUAUGAAAACGAGUAUUCCGAUAGAAUUGAAUGAGGAAUAUAACACUGACGCUUAAAAAAGCUUUUGUGACCUUCAAGCAUUCACACACUUCAAACGGUGCAAAUAUAAAAUUAACAAAAUUUAAUUACAGUAUUUAUUGAAAAUAUUAGAUAAAUGUAAAAAAUAAGAAAAAAUAUUAAUAACAACAAUAAUAUAUUAUACAUAUGUAUAUGCAAACUUAUUGCUGUAGUCAGUAGUUACACGUUAAGAUCAUAAACAUCUACUUCAAAAACAUAUAUUAAACAUCACAACGUCCCGCCUCUUUUACACAAACACAAUCACAACGUAUACAAAUACACAACAAAAAUUGCCCAAAAGCUACUUAAUUUAAGUAAAAUAUCGUUUGAGAGAAAUUACAACACCUAAAAUACCGUUAUGUGGCGAAAAAUCAAGCACACCAAGUAAAUAUGUAUCAUUUUCCACACCUGAGACUCCCCGGACCCAUAGCUGUAACAUACACACAUGCAAGCGUAGGAUGUAUAUGUAGUUGUGUAGCGUGUGUAAGGUGCAUGCAUGUAGCAUUGACGAGCGUGCACAAUUCUACACAUUAGCAAAUCGGUUCAUUAUAUAACUAUUAUCUAACAACAAAAUUAACGUGUAACUAGUGCCUUACUAAAAUUUAACUAAUUACCUAAACCAUAACCUUAAAUACAUGUGUAAACAUAACUUUAUUUUAAAACAUAACAAAUACAUAUAUAUUUUAUUAAAAAUAAAUUAAAAAACAAUAAUUAUGCCUAACACUUUGUAGUAUUGCCAGCUUACAGAAAAAUGUUAAAUUUAAACUAUAAAAAAAUGAUAACUUUAAAAAGUCUUGGGCAUGUCAAGUGCUACUUCAUACAAAAAACAUAAUGUAUAAAUGUAUAGAAAAUAUAUACAUACUUACAAAAUAAAUGCAUAUACAUUAAGAGAGAGCGUAUUUAAAAAGAUUAAAUUAAUUAUAUUUUUAGUAGUUUAUUUAGAUAAGCAAAUAAAGCUUGCGUAUAAAUAUAAAUCAAGAACCAAAAACGUAUGUAUGUUAUUCACAGAGCAGCCAGUUCGGAUAAUGUUAGUUAACAUUAAUAAAUAUAAUAUUAAAACGCUAGUUUAACAUAACAACAGCAGAGAAAAUUAAACUAAAAAGAGUGUAUGCUAAUGGAAGAAAUAUUAUUUUAACAUAGCAACAGCAGGGAAUAUUAACUUAACAGAGCAUAUGUUAAAUAUAAUUAAGAAAUGUUAGUUUAACAUAGCUAAAGAAAAGAAAGUUAAACUUAACAGAGCAUGCUAAAUAAAAGAAGAAACGUUAGUUUAACUUAGCAACAGCAGAGGAUAGAGUUAAAAUUAACAUUAUAAGUACGCUGUUAAGUAGUUCCCAGAGAGUUCAGCGGAAUCAGUUGUCUAAUGUUUACAUAAUUGUUUUAAAUAUUCACUAAUUUUCGCAAUAAUUGCUUUUGUUCUUCUGUAAAUAAGGUUUUGUGCAUGAGACCCUUCAGAAUUCGAAUAAAUUUAUCACUAUGAAUUUCAUUGAUCAAAGUGGACUUUAUUCUAUGUACAGUUACAGUGUUCAUUAUUGAUUUUAAAAUUCAGCUAAUUCGAAUGAAACGGCAAAAAUUAUAAUUUAAGAAAUUAUAAUUAAGAAUAUAAUUCCUUUUCUAAAUUUUUCAAAUAAAAGGGAUUUUCUUUCCAGCGUGGUAACUUUUUCGCUAAAUCAACAGAAAAAUUUCUUUAGAAAUAAAAUUUCCGGAAAUUAAAAUAUUUUUAAUUUCUAUUAUCUGAGAGCAAUGCCUAAAAUAACAUUCAAUUAUAUGCAUAAUACAUUUAAAUAUGUGCAAAAAUACAUAUACGUACAUAUUUAUCCAUGAUAAGAAAUUGAAGCGAAUAUACAUACGUACGUACCACGUAGUUAUACUUUAUGCAGUCAGUGUAGCACCCCGCGCCUCCUUCAGUAAGCAGAUAGUAAAUAAAAAUUAAAUGAAUUUGGAAUUUAUAAAUAUAUAUAAACAAAUACACAUGCGUGUGUAUACACAGAAACAUACAAUAAUGAAUCAGUACAUACAAAUAUAUACGCAUAUAUUUAUGGAUUAACAUAUUUAAAAGAAAAUAUAUAAAUUGAAAAUUAAUUAGUAUGUGCAAAGAAAGUUUAACGCAAAGUUUUCAAAAAUCAAAAAAUAAAAACAGAAAUAGAAACUUUCACUGAAUGCUGCUUAAUUACCAUUACAUAAGUACAUACAUAUUACCUGCAAAAUGUAUUUCUUUUUUAAACUUUAUGUUACAAUUGCAACUGGGUACGAAAGUGACGAAAUGAAAACAAAAACAACUAAUUUGUGUACACACUUGUGAAAUGACUAAAAAUGAACAAAUAUAUAUAUAUAUAAAUAAAAGAAUUUAUAAAUUCUUCAA
Messenger RNA from Bactrocera oleae (olive fruit fly), 10027 nucleotides. Lineage: Eukaryota; Metazoa; Arthropoda; Insecta; Diptera; Tephritidae. The record is from RefSeq and is a predicted model, not a curated record.